AUGAGCGUCCAGACCCCACCCAGGCUCCUGGACCUGGCGGGACAGAGCCUGCUGAGGGACCAGGCCUUGGCCGUCGCGGCUCUGGAGCAUCUGCCCGCUGAACUCUUCCCACCGCUGUUCAUGCAGGCCUUCUUUGGGAGACACAGAGAGACCCUGACGGCGAUGGUGCAUGCCUGGCCCUUCGCCUGCCUCCCUCUGGGGGGUCUGAUGCAGAUGCCUCAGCGCGGGACCCUCCAAGCUACGUUCGAUGGGCUUGACAUCCUGCUUGCCCAGAAGGUUCGCCCCAGGAGGUGGAAACUGCAGGUGCUGGAUUUGCGCAACACCAACCAAUGCUUCUGGAGCAUGUGGUCUGGGGCCCGCACCCAGGUGCACCCACGGACCAGACCGGCGGCCGCGCGUGGUUCGGGGAUGCGGCAGCCCGCGGCCCCCUUGGAGGUGCUCGUAGACCUUUGCCUCAGCAGCAGGAUCCGGGAUCGAUUCUUCCCCGACCUCAUCCGGUGGGCCAAGCAGAGAGAAGGUUUACUCCACCUGUGCUGUCAGACGCUGAAGAUUUUUGAGGUGCCCAUCAAGGCUAUUAAGGCCCUGGCGCUGGUGCGGCUGGACUGCAUCCAGGAGGUGGAAGUGAAUUGCCCCUGGAGCCUGUCCGCGCUGGGGGUGUUUGCUCCUUACCUGGGUCAGAUGAGUAACGUGCGGAGACUCUCCCUGUCGCACAUCCACAUGCCGGCCUCUGAGGCGGAGGAGUGGGAGCUCCGCAUUUCCCAGUUCACCUCUCAGUUCCUUUGGCUGCCGCACCUGCGGAAGCUCUACCUGGAAUCUCCCGCCUUCCUCACAGGCCGUCUGGACCAGAUGCUCAGGUGCCUGCAGACCUGCCUGGAGACCCUCUCCAUCACCAAUUGCGUGCUCACGGAAUUGGACUUGAUGCACCUGUCCCUGUGCCCGAAUCUCGGUCAGCUCAAGGACCUGGAUCUGAGCGGCGUCUGCCUGACCGGGUUCAAUCCCGAGCCCCUCCGAGCGCUGCUGGAGGACGUCGCGGCCACGCUCCAGCACCUGGACUUAGUUUACUGCGGGAUCAGGGACUCCCAUGUCAAGGCCAUCGUGCCUGUCCUGAGUCGCUGCCGCCAGCUCAGGGCCCUCAGCCUGUCUGGGAACCUGCUGUCCCUGGCUGCCCUGGAGGAGCUCCUGCGCCACACAGCCGGGCUGCGCAGUCUAAGCCAUGAGCUGUACCCGCCCCCUCUGGAGAGCUACAGCGCCCAAGGGGUGCUCGAGCCGGGGAGGCUUGCCCAGGUCCGGGACGCACUGACAGGGAUUCUGAGGGACUUAGGACAGCCCAGGACCAUCUGGCUUAGCACCAGCCCCUGUCCUCGUUGUGGCCAGAAGGUAUUCUAUGAUGUGGAGCCCAUUCUGUUCUCCUGCAAUAACCCUGCUUAA
Molecule: messenger RNA, 1428 nt
Organism: Pteronotus mesoamericanus
Lineage: Eukaryota; Metazoa; Chordata; Mammalia; Chiroptera; Mormoopidae
Product: PRAME family member 12-like
Exons: 3
Coding region: 1-1428 (475 amino acids)
Biological process (GO): negative regulation of DNA-templated transcription; positive regulation of cell population proliferation; negative regulation of apoptotic process
Cellular component (GO): cytoplasm
Source: RefSeq, a predicted model, not a curated record